This is a messenger RNA of Drosophila subobscura, 10881 nucleotides long. It is a transcript of the gene Tet, whose product is annotated as DNA N6-methyl adenine demethylase. Lineage: Eukaryota; Metazoa; Arthropoda; Insecta; Diptera; Drosophilidae. The record is from RefSeq and is a predicted model, not a curated record. Gene Ontology annotation, molecular function: DNA binding; zinc ion binding; DNA 5-methylcytosine dioxygenase activity. Gene Ontology annotation, cellular component: nucleus. Gene Ontology annotation, biological process: positive regulation of transcription by RNA polymerase II; oxidative demethylation.
AUACGACACGCAUAAAACCAGUAAAGUUCAAACAAAAAGAAAUCAAAUAAAAACGAAACACAAAUCUUGGAGUAGCUUCAAAUUUCUAUAUAAAUAGAAAAUAGUUAAAAGCCAAUAAUAAUAAAUAACUAAAUAUAAUCGCAAAAGUGUUUUACACUAGCCAACAAAAGCACAAAACACAAAAAGUUGAUACCAAGCCAUACAAAAUAAACAAAAACAAAGCAAAGAAUUUUUGGAUUGAUUAACUACCUCAAAAAAAACUGGAAAAGAGCCCGAAAAAGUGAACAGGAAAAAGUGUACAAAAACAGUUACAAAAUAAACUAAUUAAAAAUUAAAUUAGAGCUCAUAGAAAACUAAAGGACUUGCAAGUAGUUUUCAAGGACAUUUGAAGCAAGUAAAAAUCACACAAGUAAGCAAACAAUAAAUCAACAAAAAGCAGCCAAGGCACGUAGUGAGAUUUGUUGCACGUCCAGCCACACACCCCACCCAUCACAGCCCCCCGCACGCAGUGAAUCAUAACUGCGUAGCCAUGCCACAGUCCGUGCUUAAAUGGCGUCUUCAAUAUUAGCCCAAAGCCAGAGCACAGGAGGCGGUAACGUCGACAGCAGCAGCAGCAGCAGCAGCAUCACUGUUCAUCCCACUGUGGCAGGGGCAGCAACUUCUGUGGCAGCAGCCGUAUCCGGAUUGCACAAUACGCACUUGAACCAGCUGAGCAGCCUCAGCCAGCACUACACAGCGCCAUAUCAUCAUCAUUACCACGCACAGCAGCAGCAGCAGCAGCAGCAGCAGCAGCAACACUACCAGCAACAGCAGCAACAUUGGGAGUACUAUGAGAGGCAGCAGCAGCAGCAGACAGCGGCCGCCACAAGCUCCAACGGGAACAACAGCAACAACAACAACAACGAGACAGCGGUGCCUGCGCCUUUGGGCAGCGGUCAUGCUAGUGCUGCCAAUGGCCAUGACCAUGGUGGGCACAAUGAUGCCAAUUCUAAUGCCAUUUCCGCCGCCACCACCGGAGGAGGAGUAGCAGGUGGCAACAGCAACAGCACCAACGCCAACUCAAACGCCAACGCAAACGCCAACUCAAAUUCCAAUUCAAAUUCCAACGGAAGCUAUACACGUCCGUGGGAAAUGGAGUCCAAGGAUAGCGGACAACAAAACCAAAAUCCAAACCCAAACCCAAACCAAACCCAAAGCCAAACGCAUCUCCAGCAGCAGCAGCAGCAACAGCAACAGCAGCAAUUGCCUUUGAAGAGUGGCUUUGAGCCAUUUUCCAAGCUGCCAUCGUUUCAGAGCCAGUUUCAUGGGUUCAAUGAUCAGCUGAUGCCGGAUGGGACACCCAUGCCCAUACCCAUGGCAGCAGCGGCAGCAGCAGCGGCGGCAGCAGCGGCCGCAGCAGCCACAGGAGGAGCAGCGGCUGGAGCACCACCAAUGAGCUCCCUGCAAACGGUGGCCAUGUCACCGGCCAGCAUCUCAGUGAGUUCGCCGGGCAUGAUGAGCGUGGGUUCGCCACUGACGACGACCCAGCUGCCGGGCUCCAUGCAGACGAGCAUUACGCCACCGUCGGGUGGGUCCAGUUUUCCGGCACCACCGCCGCCGAAUGCCUUCCAUCAUCAUGCGCUGAAUCCGCACCAUCAUCGCGGCGCUGGUGGGUAUCCGCUGGUGCCAGCUCCGGCGGCUGCCUACGCGGAUCUUCAGCUAUAUUCGGGAUUUGCGCCGCUAAUCAAGAAGGAGCCGAGCGGGGGAGGAGGAGGCAGCAGCGAUUUCGAGAUGCUGAUUAAGAAGGAGGACUUUGAUCUCAGCAACAGUGGGGGUGGUGGCGGGAACAGCCUGGGUCUCGGCCUCAGCCACUUGCCACAUCCGCAUCCACAUUCGCUCCAGCAUCCGCACGCACAUCCGCAUGGCCAUCCGCUGGUGAAGAAGGAGCCGGCCACCGAUUUCGAGAUGAUGCUGAAAAAGGAAUCCUUUGAUCUCGGCAACAGCCAUGGCCUCGGACACGGCCACCUGCCGCAUCCGCAUCCACAUUCGCUCCAGCAUCCACUGCAGCAUCCGCAUGGACAUUCGCACGGUGUCACGCCCAUGGGCAUGCAUACGCCCACGUCGUACGAUGGCAACAAUAGCAACAGCUAUCCGCAUGCAACCACCACGGGAUCGAGCAGCACCGGCAGCCAUACACCCCACACGACACAGCCGCACACGCCCACGCCCUCGCACACGCCCAUGCCCACGACGACGACGCCCAUCAAGGUGGAGAAGCUGCUGCAGUCGCCGAUAGCACGGCUGGAGGCGCGCAAAAAGGAGCGGCGGAAACAGCGGCCCAAUUCGCUCGAGUCCAGCGCCGAGAGUGAGGCCAGCGGCAUGGACGUGGACCCCAGCAAUCCUGGCCAAGUGGACGCCGUCUCCAGUACGGCGAAUUUCAAGAGUCCACUGAGCGCCCUCGGCAUGGGGGACAGCAACGAUGGCAAUGCCCAUGGAUGCGAUAAGCAGUCGAAGAAGAAGCGCAAACGCUGCGGCGAAUGCGUUGGCUGCCAACGCAAGGACAACUGCGGGGAGUGCGCCCCCUGCCGCAACGACAAGAGCCAUCAGAUCUGCAAGCAGCGACGCUGCGAAAAGCUCACCGAGAAGAAGGAACCCAAAGCCAAAACCAUAAUUUAUGGAGCCGAUGGUCAGCCCGUUCGACCCGAUUCGAAACGCGGCCGCGGCAAGGGAAAGUCAGCCGGAAAUAACGGAAAUGCCGGCGCCAAUGCCACAGGAAUCAAUGCUGCAGGCAAUGGGACACCAACAACUGGGCAGUCACGCGCCCGCAAAACCUCCACCAAAGCAAAUAAACUGAGUGCAGCCGCUGCAUCAGCCACAUCGCCCCGUCUAAGUCCAUCGCCGGCAGCAACAUUGUUGCCGCAGCAAUCGCCAAAUACCACAACAGCAACAGUUCCAGCCACUGGAGUUGCUAGUCUGCAGCAUCAGUCGCAGCAGCAGCAACAAUAUCAGCAGCAUCAGCAGCAGCAGCAGCAACUGUUGACACAGCAGCAACUUUUGUCGCAACAGCAGCAGCAGCAGCAGCAACAAUAUCCGCAGCAGCAGCAGCACUUCCAGCAGCAGCAGCAGCAACAUUUGCAGCAGCAGCAACACGCACAGCAGCAGCAGCAACAUCAGGCGCAGCAGCAGCAACAUUUGCCACAGCAGCAGCAACAUCAGAUAACAGCACAAAUUCAAACCAUGAAGGAUCAACCGCAACAGCCAAUGGCACCCAUGGCCUUUUAUCCCACAUGGCAGGCGGAUCCGUCGCAGGGCUGGCAGAACCAGUUCAUACAGCAGAUACCACAGAACAGCCCGGCCAUCACGUCGCUCAACUCGCUGGACUUUCAGACGCAAUCGUACGCGUAUCCCUCCAACGGCUACGUGCAGUCGGGCCUCGGCUUCGAUCCCAACUACGGCCGCUCGCCGUAUGCGGCGCCAGUGCAGCGCUACGACUUCCAGAGCCAGCAGCUGUCCACGGCGCCCUCGGCCAUCAAUCAGGUGGGGCUGCAGAGUGUCGCGGGCUUCGCGCCGGGCAGCGUGAGUUAUGCCGGACAGGUGUCCACGGCCCCAGCACCGCCCUCGUCCUCGGUGGGUGGACUGCAGCAGCAGCAGCAGCAGCAGCAGACGCAACAGCAGUCCCAGCAGCAGCAGCAGCAGCAGCAUUUGGGCGCUGAUCUGAACAAGACGAUGUCGGGAAACGACACGCCUGGAUAUCCGCGGGUGAGCAGCGUGCCGCCGCGCUCACUCAACUGUAACGGGUAUUCAGGCGACUACAGCGGUCCCAACAGCAGCAACAGCAGCAGCAGCAGCAACAACAACAGCAGCAGCAGCAACAAUCCCAGCAACAACAACGCGACGGCAGCAGGCGGUGGAGGCACCAGCACGCCCGCCCCACCAGCCACAGUGGCACAGCCCGCGUCGUCGCCGAUGCAGCCACUCCCCAAUCAAGGCCAGCCCCUGGCAGUGCCCCAGAGUCCAACGAGGACGAGUCUCAUCCAGCAGCAGCAGCAGCAGCAGCCACGCCUCGUGUCCCAGUCCCCGACCGGCAACGGACUGCAGCCCUAUGUGGCGCCACAGCAGCAGCAGCAGCAGGGGCAGGGGCAGGGACACCUCUCCUCGCCACCCAUGCAGGACUGGAACUGGCAGCAGCAGCAACAACAGCAGAUGGCAGGCGAAGGCUAUCCGCAGGGGGAGCGCGUGCAUCUGAACACGCGCAUCAAGUCGAUGAUUAUGCGGAAGAGCGAUCCCAAGGAUCCGCCGCCCGACCACCAGCUGCAGGGCGCAGGCUCAGUGGCAGCCACCAGCCAGCCGCAGAGCCAGCAGCAGCAGCAGCAGCACCAGCAGACCGGUCAUUUUUUAUCGUAUAGCCACCACCUCCGGCCCGAGGCGGCGCUGAGCGCCAACGGACCGAGCAGCGCCCCACCGCACCAGCAGCAGCAGCAACAGCAGCAGCAGCAGCAGCAGGGAGCGGCGGUAGCGGGCGCUGCCGAGCCGAUCGGAGGUGGUGGCGACCACAUCUGGAAGCCGCACCACGCCCAGUCGUUUAAGAAGCCGACUGUGGCCGGGGGCGGCUACCCGGGAGCGGAUGCCCAGCUGCAGUUGCAGCUGCAGCAGCACCAGCCAGGACAGCACACGACCAUCAGCCACGCAGAGUUGCCGCCACAGCCCGUGCCGCCGGUGCCACUGCCGCUGGCACAGGCCCCGCCACCGCCUCCGCCCGUUGCACAGCCCAAGAAGUCGCGCAGUCGCAGCAAGGCGAGCCGGGCAGCAGCGGCAGCAGCAGCCGCCGCGGAGGCGGCAGCGGAGAUUGACAGAGACCGAAAUGCCACGGACCCGGGAGGUGGAUUGAAGCCCGGCCUGGGCGCACACUACCCGCACCCGCAUCCUGCGGCCGGGCAGGAGUAUCACGGGCAGUACAUCAAGACGGAGCCGGGUCUGCCCCCGCCGCCGGGCGGCAUGCCCGGGCAGCCCAACAAGAUGGAGGGCUACGAGCGCAACUACCAGAACUUCAUUCAGUACGCGGACUUUUGCCAGAACGAUGGCCAGGGGCAGCCGGUGCAGCAGCACGGACAUGGCCACGGACACGGCCACGGACACGGACACGGACACGGGCACGGACACGGGCAGCAGGAGUACGGCGGAUACCAUCACAACUCGGCGUACUAUGGCGCCGGAGCGAGCAGCUUCCAGCAGAACUUCCAGCAGAACUUUGUGCCCGGCUACCAGCACUCGACGUACGGGGGCAGGGGCAAGCCGCCGCCCGGCAACAAUCCGCACCAUGGCCACGGGCACGGGCAUGGGCACGGGCACGGGCACGGGCAGAGCAUGCUGGAGCUGGACCGCAAGCCGGACACGAACAGCAUCAUUCCGCUGCCCACGAACUACGAGAAGGACAUACCAGCCCACGCCUAUCCCAUUCCCCCGCAUCGCUAUGCCCUGACGCACGGAGCGCCGCCGCAUCUCAGCCACCACGGAAUGCUCGAGCCAAAGCUGGAGGACAUGGGCAUGCUGGGCCACGGCCACGGGCAUGGCGGCGGUGGGGGCGGGUACACCUAUCUGGGCGAUGGCAAACCGCUGAACAAUGGCUUCUCGUGCUGCCGCCAGGGCGGCACGCGGCCACCCACGGCCGAGCAUCUGAAGGACGGCACCUGCCUGGGGCUGGGCAUCCAGCCCAAGGAGGAGCUGCUCGACGAGGAUGAGCUGGCGGAGGCGCACAACGGCAUGAAGCCCGGUGCCGCGGGCAAGGCCAAGGGCAAGCAGAAGCCCGACGAGAUACCCGAGAUCAUCGUGAAGCACGAGAAGAUCAAUCCGCUGUUCGACACAACGGAUCGGCUGGAGAAGGGCAACAAGACGGAGAUACCCGAGUGCGAGUGCUUCCAGUCCGACAAGAAUCCGCCAGAGCCGGGCACCUACUACACGCAUCUUGGAACGGCCUCCUCCCUCAUGGAGCUGCGACGCGAAUUCGAGGAUCGGUGUCAGCUGACGGGUCGGCAAUUGCGCAUCGAGAAGAUCGUCUACACGGGCAAGGAGGGCAAGACCUCGCAGGGCUGUCCUGUGGCCAAGUGGGUCAUACGCCGAGCGGACCUCGAGGAGAAGAUUUUGGUGGUGGUGAAGAAGCGACCGGGUCAUAGAUGCAUAGCCGCUUACAUUGUUGUCUGCAUGGUGGCCUGGGACGGCAUGCCGCGACUGGAGGCGGACAAUGCCUACAAGAACCUCAUCCCGAAGCUCAACAAGUACGGCCUGCCCACGACGCGACGCUGCGCCACCAACGAGAACCGCACCUGCGCCUGUCAAGGCCUCGAUCCGGAGACAUCGGGCGCGUCGUAUAGCUUCGGUUGCUCGUGGUCCAUGUACUACAAUGGCUGCAAGUAUGCGCGGUCCAAGACGGUGCGCAAGUUCCGGCUGUCGGUGAAGAGCGAGGAGGCGGCCAUUGAGGACCACAUGAACCUGAUAGCCACGCUGCUGGCGCCCGUCUUCAAGCAGGUCUGCCCGCGUUCCUAUGACAAUCAAACGAAGUACGAGGGCGAGGCCUCCGACUGCCGGCUGGGCCUGGAGCCCGGCAAACCCUUCUCGGGUGUCACGGCCUGCCUCGACUUCUGCGCCCACUCGCAUCGGGAUCUGCACAACAUGCAGGACGGCUGCACGGUGCACGUGGCACUGCUGAAGCCCGGCAACAGGGACAAUCGCCUGCCCGACGACGAACAGUUUCACGUGCUGCCGCUGUACACGAUGGACGGCACGGAUGAGUUCGAGAGCAUCGAGGGGCAGCGGGACAAGCACCGCACGGGAGCGGUGCAAAUGCUGGACAAAUUCCCCUGCGAAGUACGCGUUCGAUCCACGCCGCUGAUUCCCUGCCGCAGGCAUGGCAAGAAGCGCAAAGAGGGCGACGAGGCGGCACCACCGGACGGCGAUCAAGACGCCGCCGGGGAUGCCAACAGCCAGAGCAGCUCCAGCAAUGGCGGCGGACAGACGCAGGCGCAGUCCCAGUCCCAGUCCCAGCAGAGCAGUCCGCCCGCCCUGAACAUCAAGAAGGAGAACGGCACGGGGGGCUGUGCCAACGGAGGAGGAACCAACGCCAAGUCCAAGUCGAAGGCGAAGUCCAAUCAGUCGAACAACAAUUCCAGCGCCUCCACGCCGGGCUCGGCGCCACCGUCGACGCCCUCGCCCCGCUGCCAGACGCCGGUGACGAACAAUCCCAGUCCGGCGGGCAGUGCCUUCAGCACGCCGCCCGUGCACGGCGCCAAUCCGAAUGCCAGCAAUGGAGCGGCCGUGGGGCAACAGCCCGGGCAGCUGAUGAGCUCGAACUCGAGCCUGAUGAACAUGGCCACGAUGAUAGACACCUUCACGGACGCCCAGCUGCAGUCCAACCAGAUCUCGAGCACCGUCCUGGACUCGCCCUACUCCUACGACUACCAGACGGGCUCCUACAUCGACUCGCGCAACUACUACGGCAACUGGCCGGCGCCGCACGCCAUGGGCAUGGGCACCCAGGCGGGGCCACCCGCUCCGCCCGGUGUGGCCGGAGUGCCGCCACUCACUCCGACCACGCCCACGGCACAGCAGCCACAAUUGACGGCGGGGCAGCAGCAGCAGCAGCAGCACAACACGGUGACGCCGCCAGCAGCCACAGCAGCAGCAGCAGGAGGAACAAUCCUGACACCUGGCGGGGUAGGAGGAGCGCCUGUCACGGGGCCACCUCCGAUCACACCCACCACGACGGCCUCGCAGCACGAUGCGACGAAUGGGGGGUACGUGCCGAGCUACAACAACCUGACCCCGACAGCGGUAACCAAUCUGCCGGGAGCGGGCACAGACAUGCAGCAGCAGCAGCAGCAGCAGCAGAGCGUAGGAGCUGUGGGAGGAGUGCCAGCCGGCGUGGGGGUAGCAGGAGUCGGAGUUGAGGGCGUGGAGGGGCUGAAGGGCCGCCUGAUCAGCGAGGAGAAUCCAGACUCGACAACGCUGGUGAACCACAGCCUGGUGGCCGAGAGUAAGUUAACCGCCUUGACAGCCAUGCAACCGAUGACUAAUCUCGCACCACUCACCACCGUGGCGGCGGCCGCUGCCGCGCACCACCACCAUCCACACCAUCCCCACCAUCCGCACCAUCCGCAAGAGGGUUUCGUGAAGCCGAAGCCUCCGCCCAGCGACUACCAGUACACGGCGCAGUACGCCAACAACUACCAGAUGUAUCCGCCACCGCCGCCGCCGCCCCACUCGGCCUACUCCGCCUACGAUGCGUACCAGAACAUGAACUACAACUACGGGUACCACCAUCAGGCGUACUCGCCGUACGGCAUGUAUCCGCCGCAGCAGACGCCGCCGCCCACGCCGCCACCGCCGUCGCCCAACUGGAAUGUCUACGGCCACCAUCAGACGGGGUCCGGCUAUGGCGCGGCCAAUCCCGCCGCCGGAGGAGGUGGCACGCUGAUAGCCUCGCACGGGGCCGUUGCGCCAACCAUCGCUGGACUGCAGAAACCCACGCUGACGGCACCCGCGCCACUGCACCACCAACAGCACCCGCACCAGCAGCAGCAACACCAGCAACAGCAGCAGCAGCAGCAACAGCAGCAGCAGCAGCAUCAGCAGCAGCUGGCGGCCACGCCACCGCAGACCAUUCUGCCGGAUCUCAGCAAUGGAGCUGGCCAGAUGGGAACGCCCACGGUGGAGCCAACGGUGGCCACGGCCUUGGCAGUGCCGCCACCCGGCGACUCCACAGGCAGCGAUGCCAAUGGCGGGGCAACGGGAGCAGCAGCAGGAGGACUUGGAGCAGGAGGAGGUUCCAGCGGAAAUGCAGGACCCACAGCAUCGCCGGUCAGCACCAACUCCAGCAAGAUCGAGCCCAUCGGCGAGGUGGCGGAGAUCAAUGAGAACAUCGAGGCCUUCCAGGAUCCACAGAUGGGGGGCGUGGCCAUCGCCCUGAACCACGGCAGCGUGCUGAUCGAGUGCGCCAAGCACGAGAUGCACGCGACGACGGCUGUGCGCAGGCCGGACCGACACCAUCCGACGCGGAUGACGCUGAUCUUCUACCAGCACCGGAAUCUGAAUCGCUCCCGGCACGGCAUCGACGAGUGGGAGGAGAAGAUGCGAGUGAAGAAGAUCAACACGGACCUCGACAACAAAGCCAAAGAGGAGCGCGAGCGUCUGCUGAAGAAGGCCGCCGGCGAGGACGACGACCUGGAUCUGGACGACGCGAUGCUCGGCCACGAUGAGCUGGCCCCCGUGCCGCCGUCCGCCAUCAAGAAGGAGAACGGACAGCCGCUGAAGAACGGAGCCAGCGGCAGCAAGAAGAAAAAGAGCAGCGGCGAUGCGAGCUCCAAGAAGUCACAGUCGAACGAACAGCAGCCAAAAAACGAGAAAGUUGCCCUCCACGCACCAACACUAACGACAACGUCGUGGACGACCCUGUUUCCUAUGCAUCCUUGUGUGGUUACGGGGCCCUAUCAGGAGGGCAAUAGCAGUCCGACAUCGUCCACGAAUGGCAGCUCCAACGCCAACGCCAGCGCCAAUGGCAAUGGGAAUGGCCAGGGUGGCCAAACGCCCACGCCAGGAGCGGGGCAGCAGCAGCAGCAGCAAGAGAAGACAAAGAGUUGGCGCUGCCAGUCCACACCAUUCCACACACACACACACAACCAAACACACAGCACACACACACACUGAAGGAAAAGCGAAACCACAAGAAACAUGCAGCUAGUUUAAUAAAUCUAUCAACUUUAGUUUCCUAAGUCAACGACAACAGCGAGCAGCUAAGAGCUGCAGCAGCGAGUAACGAGUAGCGAGUAGCAAGCAGCGAGCAGCCAGUUGUCCCAGUGAGUUUUAUUAUUUGUCUAUGUUUAACAGAAAUGAAAUGGAGUGAAAUCACACUACAAAAGCAAACAAACUACAGAACAAACAACAAAACGAAUACUAAAAGAAAAGAGUAAAUCAAACACACUAAAAACUAAUAAAACAGAGCAAAAUGCUUGAGCAGAAACGAUGGAAAAUACUAAACAGAGUUAGUGGAAAGUUAAACAAAACAAAAACACAAAAAGAUCAUUGCCAAAAGUACAAAUAAACAAUUUUUUAAAUGCAACUAGAAAAACGUAAAGAAUUUCGCCACGACACACCACACACAAACCCAAAAACAAUAUGCAUAGAACAGUUUUAACUACAACAAAAGCCAAGUCGAUGAACUACACUACACGACGCGACACACACACUACACUAGACUACAAAAGAAUACUAUCUACAGUUCAGUUCCACACAAGUUCCACUCAAUUUGUCUGUCCCUUUGGCACUCGGUGCUGCCCAGUGCCAAUCGGAUUCUAAUUGCCACAAAGACAAAUGGGAGGCUGUUCCCCUUGGGUUCAAGCAGAGCAGACUUCCAUUUGGAUUGCUUGAUAAAUCAAUCGUUAACUUCAGAGGCGAGAGCAGAGCCAGCGUUUUUGUUUAUUGUGAGAAGAGAGCGCGAGUGUGGAAGGCAUUAAAGCUGAGGAAAUGUAAGGCAACAAGACAUUUUUGUAAACAUAAUUUAAACUUAGCUUAAGCAAACAUCAACACACAACAACCCCAAACAUAUUUAUUUGUAUGCGCCCAAGGGAACUGUUUUAGUGUAGUUUAGAUUAUGAUUUUUCCCAAGUGAGAAGAGAAGAGAGCUGUAAGUGUGGCUGGCAAAGAGCAGGCAAGGCAAGGCAAGGCAAGGAAAGAAUUCAUUUCAAAGGCAAAAAGGAAAACCCAAAAAGACUCGAAACCAAUCAAGUAUUAAGCACUAAACAACCAACAACAACAACUACUAUAAAUUAACUAAUUAUUUGCCCAAUCAUUUGUCAAGUAAUUGUUGUAUCCAUCCAAGUAAACAAACAAAACAUACAAAAACAAAGACACAAA